Messenger RNA from Limulus polyphemus (Atlantic horseshoe crab), 8128 nucleotides. It is a transcript of the gene oaf, whose product is annotated as out at first protein-like. The transcript is spliced from 4 exons. NCBI's taxonomy places the organism in Eukaryota, Metazoa, Arthropoda, Merostomata, Xiphosura, Limulidae. Bases 144 to 965 code for a protein of 273 amino acids. The record is from RefSeq and is a predicted model, not a curated record.
UAUCACUACAAGUAGAAAUUUAACGUGAUCACGAUUUUCGGUGUUUUAACCAAAAUGUUAGCUUCAUUUGUUUAAAACAAGAAAAUGCCACCUUUCUCUUUGUUUUUUGUAGAUUCUCUAGAAGUAGUUUUAGUACUUGUAAAAUGACUGAAAGGUUCUGCCGAAGAUUGUUACGUUUUUGGGGGGUCAUAACGUUAGGCCUUGGUGGCAUUUUUUAUGGAGGAUGGUGUCAGCUGAUAAUCAAUGUUAAAAACGAAGGUGGGGACAUCUUACAAGAGUCUAUUGUUGCAAAUGCUAGUGAUGAUAUUAUAAUCCUCGAGUUUCAACGUCCAGAAGGCACUCUGGUAACACAGUUAAUUGAUUUUAAAGCGGAAGCUCAAAUCUUUCGAGUGUUGAUAUUAGGGGAAGAAGAACGAGGAGAAACUCAAUACCAAGUCGUUUGUUUUGUCGUUAAGUCAAAUAAGAUAGAUUUUAUUUCGGCUGAUGCAGUAUCAAAGCUGAGACAGAGAAAUCCUAGUGCCAUUCGUCAGCCAGAAGAGGAUCGGGGAAAAGAAUUAUUUGAAAUGGACCUUAGUGUCGAGCUCAACAAGUCUUCCAUUAUUUCCUCACACUUGCCUGAGUUGUGCGAGGAAGCAAGUACCACUACUUUUGCUAGAGAAGUAGACCUUCGUGCCUGGACUGAUUCUAAAAAUUAUGCUAGAGAUAUUGUUUCUUUAACUGCUGCAGUAAAAAGAUUUCCACCCCCUCAGCUCAGUCGUUGUCGUUCUACCAGCAGUUGGUCACAGCCUUGCCAGUGUCAGCUGGAAGUCUGUGUGGGGUGGUAUCCCUGCAGCCUCAAGUACUGCCGUGGUAAAGACUCAAGUGGGAGAACAGUCAACUACCGCUGUGGCAUCAAGACUUGCCGUAAAUCCCGAGUUUUCUACUACUAUGUUCAGCACAAGCAUUUGUGUUUGUGGGAUGAGUGAUGAGUGUCAGCAUGAGUGCAAUGUUGAAAAUGCUUCCUAUUGUCAAAUUCACCUUUUGCAAGUGACAUAGAUUAAGAUAUUCUUGUAUAAUGUAAUUAGUGUAACUCUUUGGUCAUCAUUAUAAUCUGUAUACAUAUAUAAAUAUACAAUGAUUCUUAUGUACAGAAAGUUAAUGCAAUGUUUUUUAUAAUUACUGUUAUUUCUUAUCCUAAAACCUGAGUUUUAUACCAAGAUAUUGGUUUUUAAUCUUAUUCCAAGUAUUUGAACUCUUGAAUUUCUAAUUGUUGACAUUUGGACAGCUAUCCGAAAAAAACUUAAUGCAUAAUUAAAAGAAAUAGGAAUAAUGGAUAUGAUUUUUAAUGAAAUCGGAAAGUAUUUUCAAGUUUUCAAAUUUACCAAUGUACAGUCUGCUACACAAAAUUUUAAAACUGGUGGUAAUCCAAGCUGCUCAUUUGGUACAAAAGUAAAGACACUCAAUAUUACAGCCAGUAAUCACAUACAUUUCUAUUUGUGGGAUAAGUAAACACUGAGGUAUUUACUCUCUCUCCCUUUGUAUACUUCCUGUGUUAAUGCAUCAAUGAAGUGACGACCUUUGAUGAAAAUAAGUAUAGAUUGAUAUUUUGUUAUUCUACAGGUGGAAAUAAUAGUUGUAUUAAAAUAUACUGUCAGUGUAUACUAUUAACCUUUCAUAGCUUCUUAAAUUAUUGGGAAAUUUUCCAGAUGUGAUUUUCUAGCACCUGCUUUUGUAUUGUUGCAUAUUUUAUGGUAAUUUAAUUUAACCUUUGAUAUCAAGACACCUUGUUUCUGGUGUAGUAGUGGCAAGAGACUAAAAUAAAUGUAUGGCUUGUGAGUUGUCAGUGCAUCAUAUGUUUUGUAAAUGAUAAUUAGGCUUAAUACAUUAAUAAAAUUGAAUAGUUAUGGUUUUCUCACAAAAGAGACAGUGAUAUUCUGCUUAAUUUUUUGGCUAAUGUUUACUUGUAAGAAACUUUCAACAAUACAAAAAUUGUAUACCACAGCAUAUAUGGAAUCCUUCUGUUAACAGUUACGCUUUUAUUGAUUAGCAACACUUCUGCUUUUCAUACAAGUGUUGAUUGUGUCAACAUUUUUUAUAUUAGUUAUGUGGUAUUUGAAGAGCUGCAGACACUACUUUUUUUGCAUCAAACUGUAUAUGUUUUGUAUAAGUGAAGGGUAAUUACCAGAGCAAUUUGUUUUGAAAGGUAUCAUGUAGUAACUUUUGUCACUGUGGAUGGACACAGUUUGGAAGGAAAUGUUAUGAUGUGUAACACAAGUAUGCUACCUUCUGAAUAGGGGAUUCUGUCCAAAUGAAGAUGAUUAGUGUUCUUGUCAACAUGAAUAUUUGUAAAUAAUUAAUAGUUCAAAAAAUCUCAAUGAAUGGGUAGUUGAAACUCCAUAAACUCUUUCAUUUUUACUUAAAAACAAGAAGAGUCAGAUUGAAUUGUACAGAUUAAUUUUGUUUUAAAGAAAAGAAACUAUGUUAAUUGUAUGAACUAUAUUUUAUCAUGGACAUUAGAACUAGGAAUACACCAGUUUGCAUGAUAUAAUUCAACAUAAUUUGUAUUGAUAAGAGAAUGUCUAGUUUUUUGUAUUAAUCUAAAAACAUUUGGAUGUGAGUGAUGAAAUAUCUAGAUACACAACUUAAAUGUUUUCUGUAUGCAAAACAAUAAAAAAAGGUGUAACGUAAGAUUUUUAUGUCAAUACUAAGACAUAUCCAGCUGUUGUUUUCUACUUGCUUGUUUAAUCCUUUUAUCAUCUUAAAAAUUUCAUAGAAAACCAAUGCUAAGACUUUGUUUACUUGACUCAUAGUUGAUCAGUUAGAAUCAAUAAAUUAUCUAAUUUGAAUUAACAUAAAGGUUUGGCCAAUGUCGGGUGCAGGAGCUAUUGUCAUAGCUUUUUUGCAGCUACUGGAGUUUGCUGUAGUCUCAUGUUAGAGGUACAUAUCAAUAUUAUUUAUGUUGAGUUUUGUUUCUGCUGGUCAUAAGUUUCAGUUUCAAAAUCAUCUCAUUUCAGUUUCAGAGGUUUUUGUAACUACCUCUGAUUAUGUUUAUGUAUUGUUUUUCUUUAUUGUUUCAUUAUAUUAGACUUUUAUUUCAGAAAGAGGAUUUGUAGCGUAUGACUAUUUUUUCUUAUUUUAAUUACAAACAUUUUUUGAUAAAGCUUGUAUGUGUGUGUAUAUACCUAAUUACUACUAUUGUGGAGACAAUGUGAAUAUUCAGUGAAAGCUUUAGUGACCAAUUAGUAUAGUCGUAAUUCUAGAAACUGUGUUAUCAUCCUGCUUUCCAUGAUUGCUGGACUUUAAAAGUUAACGUAGAAAUAUAAUUGUUAAAUAAUUUAAUUUGAAUGAUUCAUUUUUUAAUCUCAACUAUUUCUUGUAUUUUUAGCAAAUUUAAAAUAGCAGUUGAUUGGAAAAUUGUAGCUAUUCAAAGGACCAAAAAUAUGUUUAGAAAAUUCACAAAUUCUACUAAAACAAUCUUGAGAUAAAAAAAAUUAUACUUGUUUGUCUUAGGGCCAACUUUUUUUAAUUCAGUUAUUCAGCUGGUAUCUUUUAAGUUUGUGAAAUUAUUCUGCAUGUAUCUCUUGAUGUAAACUUUUCCUAUUUGUUUUUUAAUAUGUAGGUUGCUUUAUUUGUUUGUAUAUUUGUUUUAAUUGUUCUUCAGUUAAAUUAAUAUCCAUAUAAAAGUAGUAUUUAAAAGCUUUUUUUUAUUAAAUAUGCUUACACUUUGUAAGGAUAAAAACAUAAAGUACUCAGAUGUAUCAAUUGUGAUUGCUAAUUUAAUAAAAUCAGCUGGAAUCAGGGGUGAUAUUCUACCGGUACCGAGUACUGGAACUUAUUUUUUCAGGUAGUACUAGUACCAGGACUUGUAGGAGAUACUUUGUUGUUUUUUAUGUUUAUAUGUAAAUUUAAAAAAAAACAGGUCCACUUCACCCAGCUGAGUACCUCUAUUUUUUAUUUGUGGGAAUUUCACCCCUGGCUGGAAUGUAUUGGGAAUUGCAUAGUUAAUUUAAUAUCAGUAAUUUUUAAUGCAGUUUUGAUUCUUAGUUUGUAGUUGGUACUGGUAAAAUAAAAUACUGGUUGAGUAGUAAAAACAUAAGAAAAAAGAAUGUUUGAUAAUUUUUGUUCUUUUGUACUUGAUUCUGGUGUUCUUUGUAGUAUGAAGAAAAAAAUGUUUGAAAGUUUGAAAAUAAUUCAUCUCCCAAAGGUGUAUAGUCAAUACACAACAAGACUUUAUGAUUUACUCACUGGCAGGACUUAGAAUUGUAAACCUCUUUACCUCACUUUACUGCCCCUUUUUGUCUUUGUUUUUCACAAUAUUUGUAGAUGAUCUAUGAUACUUUAAAGAUUUUUAAAUGAAAUAUGUGUGUGUUAGUUGCAUAUCAGAUCUAUCUUUUGUCUAUUACAGAGCACUCACUGUCCAUUCAGUACAAUAACUCAUAAUCUAAUCUGAAACUAUAACCAGAAAUAGUUUAUGUGAAGUGCUAUUUGUAUGUAUUAAGUGGUAUUACAUUACAACUAAUAACAUAGGGUUUCUUACUAGAUUAUGGAAAGUUACAUGUCUUACUCUUCUUUCAACUCAAUCAUGUUUUGAACUCUGAGUAGACAUGACAGUCUACUAAUUAGUUGUUGUGCAUGUCAUCAACUCUUAGCACUUGGAAGGAUGUAACUUAAUUUUAUGGAUAUAUUAUAGAUAAUGGAAACUCUAAAAUUUAAUUAGUUAUUAUUUUGAACAAGAACACCACCACUGAACAUACACUCACCAAAUGAUGCAAAUAUUUCUGGUGAAGGACUGAAAACAGAAAGUAAAAGAAGUGUUUAACUGUUAUUGUUUUUUCUUCGAAUAUAGACCAAAUAAUUACUGUAGAACCAGUUUUAUUUUUCAGUGUGAGAAAGUUUGUAGAAUUGUUGUAAUGUGUAUGACAUAAAAUUCCAUUUCAUUAUUUAUGAUAAAUUUUCUCUUAUCUUACGUAAAAAACACACGAUGCAGUCCAGUCAGAUGUUUAGUUUAAAAGGAAUUUUUGAGCUCACAUGUCACAUAUCUGUAAAAUAUGUUCAAAAUGCUUAUUUAGAUUUUUAAACAGUUGCAUUGAACGGUCCAUAAAUUGAAACAUGAGUUUUUUUAGAAUUUCACAAAUUUAUAAAUUUUAGUAGGUCAAAACAGUCUGAUGUGGUGCUAUUUGUAAAUCUUACUGCAAUAUAUUAUGUUGAUGUUUAUUUUUUGUUUUGUUUAGCGUAUAAGUAUACUUGCUUCUGAUGAUUUGGGUAUGUUCAAAUAUUUUUUGUAAGCAUUAUUUUUGGUGUAAAUGCUUUAUGAAGCAUUAAUUAUUUAUACAAGAUCACAAUAUCAGUAGUAGUUAUGUGUGUGUCCAACAGUUCUGAUGCUUUAGUUAAAUAAGUUUGAAGUUUAACAAAAUGAAGUUGUAUAGAAUUUUGAAAUUUAUACGAUAUGCUUAGAUAUUGUCAAAUCUUUAUAUUGUACAAAAUUCUUGUUCCUUUCAUUUAGUGUCCAUGUUGUAAGAAGAACUGAGAAAAGCCACUCAUCAUGAGCAGUUUAUUUUAUUGUUCCAUAAACAAAUAUUGUGUUUGUUAUUGACUGCAACUUUAUUACAGCUUCAUUAACUAGUAUAAUUUAAGUCAGUAACACCAUUUCUGAUUCAAAUCGGGGGGGGGGGGGCAAGUUUAUUGUUAUUCCAAGGGCUGGCUGUGGCUGAUGCUCUUUGGAGUUUUAAAAGUUAAAACGUGAAAAUUGGUCUGUUUUGGGAGCAUUUGUUCUGAUUGUAUCUUAUGUUAUUUAAUAACCAUUUAAACAGUACAAACUAUACAUUAUAUAUGUAUUUCCCCAAAAUAUAUUAUACUGAGUCCCAUACUGCUCUCCUUAAUUAGCACUACUGUCAUAAGUAUUUUUUAAUUUGGAGUUAAAGAAUUAAUACAAACUAUAAUCAGUUACAUGGUGACUAAAUUCGCAGCAACCUGAUUAGAAGGUGGGACUGAUGUUAAAGUUGAGUGUCAAGGUGACCUUAAGUGUAUUUUGUAUGCACUAACUCUGUAUCAUCAGUUAUGAAUCCUAUUGUAAACAGUGAAGUGUGUACAUAGUGUGAGAGUUCUAAAAAAGAAAAAAACAAUUUUAGUAUCGAAUUAUCUAGUUAGGUAAGUUGAUAUACAGACCAGAUUACUGUUCUUAACUUAUAUCAUAUUUAAUGAUAUCGGAACACAAAAACAAAAUCGUUGUUUUAUUCUGACGUUCGAAAGAUAUUAAUUCUUAAAAUUAAGGAAAAACUGCAUUGAAUUUUUCACGGGAUGGGGUUACUUGAAGAGAUAUUGAUUAGUGAACGCACUUCCUUUGAAACGAAGUAUUCACGUGUAAUUUAAUUAAACAGACAAUACACUGUUGUAAAAAAAUCGGAUUUCUCUAGCCGGGGUGGACACAGCACCGAUAGUGCAUCGUGUAGCUUUGCGCUCAAUAACAAACAGAACAUUAUUAUAUAAGCAUUUCUAUUGAGACUUAAAUAAAUGUUUUAUUACGAUUGCAUUUCUAUUAUUUUUUUCCAUAGGUAUAGUUGCUAAAACACAUUUCAAAUUUCUCGGUUAAAUUGGUAAAAAAGUCGACGAUGCCUAGUUUUAGAAGAAUAGCAAAAUCAUUUUAUUCUGUUUCAAAAGCCAUCAUUCAUUUAUCAAAGUAAAAGUAAGAAAGCGUUAGACAGUGAGAAGAGUAAUAAAAUUCGUUUAGUUCAUGAGUCGUCGUCAGUUUGCGACUAAUUUGUUCAUUAUAUAUAUAUUUUUGUUUUCACAUGACCAAAGUUUGAGGAACAUUUAACUGUAGUUACAAAGUAUUGCCCAACGGUGUGGAUAUUGACUUUGGAAGUUAUCGAUUGGGGUUGAACUCACUUGUGAAAUCGAUGAUCCGCACAGGCUGCACGUGAUGUGAAUUGGCUUCUAGUGGUUCUUGAAAUAAAUCACGUUGAUGUAACAAGCACAUUGCCUGUUACCUGGUCUUCUGUAAAAUCGUUCAUGUGCAAAGAAGGCAGCCACUUCGUCACUGUGUUCUAUUGUCAGCGUUAAGUCUUGACAAUAAAACACACACACACACACACACCUGAUAUACAUGACAUUUCAAGUGAACCAUUUAAGAUAAUAAGUAAAUGUCGAGAAAUGUGGGCUUACGUUAUAAUCAUGGAACACGGUAUUACCAAAAGAUCGAUGGGAAAAAGUCGCUGUGUUUAGUAACAACGUUGAUACUGUAUAUUGGAGUCUCAUCCUUUUUGCUUUGUUGUAUUCAGUAUUAAAGUAUGGACAUUAUUUUAUAAUAACUGUAGUUCUUUAUGCAAAGUGGUUUGUAUAUCAAAGAGUAAUAAUUAUUUUUUUUAUAGUGCGGUAGAGUAAAGGUUAAGUAACGAUAAGGAGAAUAUUUCAUUCUUUCCCUUGUCCAAAUAUAUCUUUACAAUCUUCAGUGAUCAUGAUAAUUCCUUGUGUUUCACUCAUGCAUUUUAUUUAGGGCUGAACAUCUCGAAUUGUUAGGUUGUAACAAUUCUCCGACAUUACUUACCACCUGUUAUGUUGUUUGAUAAACAUCCAAAACUUUCAGUCUUACCACAGUCUGUUUUACUUGUGUCGCAACAGUUUAUUCUAGUUCUGAACUGGUAGAAACAAAAUGUGAAUUUUGAAUAUCAUUGUAGUAUAAAUAGUAUUGGAAGUGAUUGAUUAAAAUAUAUCUUUUAAAAAGUUUUCCAAUCAGUCUACUUUCACCUUUUAAUGUAUAGACUAAGUAUAUUUCGAAAACACCGUGUAUAUGAUAAAUAUUGCUCGCUUGGCCUACUUCGCCAACUUUUUAUAAUAAUGUGAACCUUUGAUUUUUCGUAUUCGUUCUGAAUUUUUUAUAAGAAUCUGCACUCUAGUCAUUUUAACUAGUAGUGUUUCACCAUGAAGGCCAAUAAAACCUUUUCGUAACACUGUUAUUAUACUCGGCGAGAGGUAUUGUUAUAUGUAAGGUUUGGUCAAUAUUUUGUUUCAGUUCUGUCUGUGAAUCUUGGCACUACUUUCAGAAGCGGAAGAUCUUAACUGAGUUAGCUUGUUACGGUGAAGUAUCAUGUACUUUGUAUUUCUUGUUUUGUACCGAGUGACAUUUUGCAAUAAAAUGUAGUAUUUUUUUAGA